AGAGAAAGAGAAGUGAAGUCUGAAGCAGUAUAACCGUAUUACUUAUUUGUUAACAGUGUAGUUAACAUAUUCAAUGGACCCUGGAAGCGACUGUAUGAAUCAGGAAUGUGUCCGAAAGCUACAAACUGCUACCAGAGAAAAGCUCAGAAAAUUUAACUCUCUGCGGGGUCGGGAGGUGCAGCGCGGUGACUUUUGGGACGUGGUGGUUGUGACCGCGGUGGAUGGGAGGCAGAGAGACGCGUAUGAGCUGCAGAUCAGGGAGAAAGUUGACAGAAAAGAGCUUCCCCUCGGGAUUCACUACAAGGUCUUCUCAGACCCUCCUGGAUCUAAAAUAGGCAAUGGAGGCUCCACUCUAUGUGCACUGCAGCAGCUGGAUGACAUCUAUGGCACGACUCUGGGCAGACUGAGAGUGAUCCUGAUCCAUGCAGGGGGGUUCAGUCAGCGUUUGCCCAGUGCCAGCGCUCUGGGGAAGAUUUUCACCGCUGUGCCUCUGGGCGAACCUCUUUACCAGAUGCUGGAGCUCAAACUGGCCAUGUAUGUGGAUUUCCCAUCUCACAUGAAGCCUGGCGUACUGGUGACCUGUGCAGAUGACAUAGAGCUCUACAGUGUUGCAGAGGAUGCAAAUGUUAGGUUUGAUAAACCUGGCUUUACAGCUUUAGCCCACCCCUCCCCACUGUCUGUUGGAACCACCCAUGGGGUCUUUGUGUUUGAUUCACAUGAAACAUCUGCUUACUCCGAAAUGGAGAGCAGUUCCUGCCUGCGCUUCCUACACAAACCAAGCAUCAAGAAAAUGCAAGAGUGUGGUGCUGUUUGUAAGAGGCAGGGUGGUUGUUUUUCUCCGUCUGAUACUGAGUUUGUCUACACAGACAGCACCUACUACGUCCACUUUGAAACUGUAAAGACUCUUCUUAAUCUGCUGAAAGAGCUGGGGCCUUUGCACUGUGAGAUAGAUGCAUACGGGGACUUUCUUCAAGCGCUGGGCCCCGAAGCUACAAUUGAGUACACCAGCAACACUGCUAAUGUCACCAAAGAGGAGAGAGGUCUGGUUGAAAUCCGCCAAAAGAUCUUCUGUGCUCUACAAGGGACGCCCUUGAAUGUCAUCCUCCUCAAUAACUCCAGGUUUUAUCACAUUGGAACCACGUCAGAGUACCUCUUCCACCUCACUGAGGACGUGGCACUGAGGAGUGAGCUGGGCCUCCUGUCGUCUGCCUUCAGCAUACACAUGAAUGAAAACUCUGGCUGCUGCGUGAUGUACAGCAUCCUUGACCCCAGCUGCUCUGUGGGAGCUGGAUCAGUGGUGGAGUACUCAAGGCUUGGAGCAGGAGUGUCUGUAGGUAAGGGCUCCAUCGUCAGCAGCUGCUGGGUCAGCCCGGGCCUCUCGGUACCUGAUGCGGUCUUCAUGCAUUCUCUUGUGAACCACCAGGACCGAACUGGGUUUGUAACUGUCGCCUUUGGAAUUAAUGACAACCUGAAGCACAAUGUGGAAGUGCCAGCGUACAUGGAGAGGUUGAAGCUUUUUGGGUUCAGCCUGGCAGAGUGUCUGUCCCGCUGGGGGAUAGAGAGUGAAGUCCUGAGGUUCUCUGAUGACUUACCCAGCUGUAGUUUGUGGAACGCUUGUCUGUUUCCUGUCUGCUCCGAUCAGCAAAGCUCUUUCUCAUUGUCUCUGGAGAUGCUGCAGGCCGUCCUGAGAGGCUCAACGUUCAUAUUACCCAAAGACACAGUGCUGAUGUCCAUGCAGGACUGUUUACAGAGUAAGAACCUGGAGGAGAUGUUGAAGUUCAGGAUGGGACUAUACACAGACAUCACACGGACAAGUCUGAACAGUUAAAGCUGCUACAUUUAGUUGAGAUUAUGUGUUAAAUUUCAUGUUGUAAAAUACAAGCAUUUAAGUACAAGACAGAACUGUGCUUAAAUUAUUAAAGCAGCUCAUGAUCAUUGAGGAACAGGGACUAUGAGCUUCUGCCAGUAUGAAGACCUGAUAAAGUCGAGGUUAAUUUUGAUUUUGACAUCGGAUUUAUUUUGUUGUAACAUGUGAAAUGUAAGUUUGCUUUCUACUUGAAAAUGAGAUAUAUUUCUAAAUCCUAUCUG
This is a messenger RNA of Toxotes jaculatrix (banded archerfish), 2088 nucleotides long. RefSeq names its product fucose-1-phosphate guanylyltransferase (gene fpgt). Gene Ontology annotation, molecular function: transferase activity, transferring phosphorus-containing groups. Lineage: Eukaryota; Metazoa; Chordata; Actinopteri; Toxotidae. The record is from RefSeq and is a predicted model, not a curated record.